AUGCGGCGAUUCCAGGUCGAUUUUCACCCACUCCGUCCAGACGGGCGGUGGUACUUUGUUGGCCCCGGUGGCGAGGAUCCGCACGACUCUGAGCAAGGAGGCACGGACAAGGACAUGGACCUCGACGCCAAGUACAGCGACAACCUGGAUAAUAAGUAUGAUCACUAUCUAAACAUGUUCAGCACCGGGCCAUGCAGGGACUGUAUUGAGUCCCUGCUUGCGGCUUUUGCGAAGUCUUUGACUUACGACAAUAUGCUGAGCCUCGAGGACGACGAGAUUUUCGCGCACCUGUGGUGGGUCUCUUCAAAAAAUAGAGAAUCCGAGGGAUAUGAUCUACCGAUGAGACUGGGCCAAAGAUGGAGUGUCAAGUUCAUAGCUGGGCGCGGUGGUGAGGAGGAGAAGGACGACAAUGCUGCUGCUGCUGCGGCACCAACAACACCUGUGGUGCAGUAG
Molecule: messenger RNA, 453 nt
Organism: Colletotrichum navitas
Lineage: Eukaryota; Fungi; Ascomycota; Sordariomycetes; Glomerellales; Glomerellaceae
Exons: 2
Coding region: 1-453 (150 amino acids)
Source: RefSeq, a predicted model, not a curated record